AGGCAAAUGAUACAGAAGCCUAUUAUGUAUUCCGUCGUGCACAAAGCUGGGUAAAUGGAUAUUCUAGUUCUCAGUAUGAUCCUGAUGGCAAUGCUACUUCAUGGGAAGGGGUAAAUCCAUUUUCGUUGACUAUGCAUUACAGCCCUGUCAAUUUUCCACCGCCUGGAACUCCUAUUACGAUCGGUGUAACAAUGCUUUAUGACUGUCAUCGUGAUGACCAAAAGAAUGAUUUUCUUUGUAAGUUUUGUCCAUACCGUUUAUUUACAAAUAGCACAUAA
This is a messenger RNA of Racocetra fulgida, 278 nucleotides long. Lineage: Eukaryota; Fungi; Glomeromycota; Glomeromycetes; Diversisporales; Gigasporaceae. The record is from the annotation of a GenBank genome assembly.